This is a messenger RNA of Pan troglodytes (chimpanzee), 1212 nucleotides long. RefSeq names its product zinc finger CCHC-type containing 18 (gene ZCCHC18). NCBI's taxonomy places the organism in Eukaryota, Metazoa, Chordata, Mammalia, Primates, Hominidae. Gene Ontology annotation, cellular component: nucleus. The record is from RefSeq and is a predicted model, not a curated record.
AUGGCUAGCAUCACUGCGUGUGUGGGUAACAGCAGGCAGCAGAAUGCACCUUUGCCGCCUUGGGCCCAUUCCAUGUUGAGGUCUCUGGGGAGGAGUCUCUGUCCUUUAGUGGUCAAAAUGGCAGAGAGAAACAUGAAGUUGUUCUCAGGAAGAGUGGUGCCAGCCCAGGGGAAAGAAACCUUUGAAAACUGGCUGAUCCAAGUCAAUGGGGUCCUGCCAGAUUGGAGUAUGUCUGAGGAGGAAAAACUCAAGCGCUUGAUGAAAACACUUAGGGGCCCUGCCCGGGAGGUCAUGCGUUUGCUUCAGGCGGCCAACCCCAACCUAAGUGUAGCAGAUUUCUUGCGGGCAAUGAAAUUGGUGUUUGGGGAGUCUGAAAGCAGUGUGACUGCCCAUGGUAAAUUUUUUAACACCCUGCAGGCACAAGGGGAGAAAGCCUCCCUUUAUGUGAUCCGUUUAGAGGUGCAGCUCCAGAAUGCUAUUCAGGCAGGCAUCCUAGCUGAGAAAGAUGCAAACCAGACUCGCUUGCAACAGCUUCUUUUAGGCGCUGAGCUGAAUAGGGACCUGCGCUUCAGGCUUAAGCAUCUUCUCAGGAUGUAUGCAAAUAAGCAGGAGCGGCUUCCCAAUUUCCUGGAGUUAAUCAAGAUGAUAAGGGAGGAAGAGGAUUGGGAUGAUGCUUUUAUUAAACGGAAGCUGCCGAAAAGGUCUGAGCCAAUAAUGGAGAGGGCAGCCAGCCCUGUGGCAUUUCAGGGCGCCCAGCCAAUAGCAAUCAGCAGUGCUGACGUUAACUGCAACGUGAUAGAAAUAGAUGAUACCCUUGAUGACUCUGAUGAGGAUGUGAUCCUGGUGGUGUCUCUGUACCCUUCACUGACACCUACAGGUGCCCCUCCCUUCAGAGGAAGAGCCAGACCUCUGGAUCAAGUGCUGUUUAUUGAUUCCCCCAACAAUUCUGGGGCUCAGUCUCUUUCUACCAGUGGUGGUUCUGGGUAUAAGAAUGAUGGUCCUGGGAAUAUUCGUAGAGCCAGGAAGCGAAAAUACACAACCCGCUAUUCAUAUUGUGGGGAGGAGGGCCACUCAAAAGAAACCUGUGACAAUGAGAGCAACAAGGCCCAGCUUUUUGAGAAUCUGAUCAUCACCCUGCAGGAGCUGACACAUACAGAGGAGAGGUCAAAAGAGGUCCCUGGAGAACACAGUGAUGCUUCUGAGCCACAGUAA